This is a messenger RNA of Anolis sagrei ordinatus, 1125 nucleotides long. It is a transcript of the gene TNFRSF12A, whose product is annotated as TNF receptor superfamily member 12A. Gene Ontology annotation, cellular component: plasma membrane. Gene Ontology annotation, biological process: positive regulation of extrinsic apoptotic signaling pathway. The record is from RefSeq and is a predicted model, not a curated record. NCBI's taxonomy places the organism in Eukaryota, Metazoa, Chordata, Lepidosauria, Squamata, Anolidae. Gene Ontology annotation, molecular function: protein binding.
UCGAGAGGGAAAGGAAGGGCUUUGGGACUGAGUCAGAGGCGAGAGUGAGUGGUUGGGCACUGAGCCUUUCAGCCUGGAUCAUUGGUAGCAGAAGCAGGAGCUGCCGCAGAGAUGCUCGCCUGCCUUUUCCUGGGACUCGGGCUCUCCGCCUUGGCCUGGAGGGUCGCCCAAGGGGAGCCCCUGACAGCUACUGCCUGCCCUGGAGGCCAAUCCUGGAGUCUUGAUUUGGAGAAAUGUAUGGAUUGCGCUGUGUGCCGAUUCCAGAACAUGAAUGACUUCUGUUCUUCGUGUAGAGACCCUCAACCUCCAGACACAUUCAACUUGUGGCUUUUUGUGGGAGUGCCUUUGGCAGCUGUCUUUCUGAUGAGUCUUAUUGUGGGCAUAGUAACCUAUGUCCGCUGUCGGCGGCGGGAAAAGUUCACCACCCCCAUUGAGGAGACCGGAGGACACUCCGCUCAGGAAUCGCUGAUACACUGAAGAUCUUUCCCGCAACAUUUCAAAUGAAAGAAGAAAUGUCAACUUUCAUUACCUCUGGCUUUUCCUGAAGAUACCAGGAGGACAUUUUCCUUUGUCCUGGAGUUCAGGGCCUUACAUUCAUUUGCGCUCAUAGAUGGGCACAUGAGAAGGUGAUGCUCUGUGAGGGCAACUGCUCCGGUGCCUUGUAAACAUUUCAGGAAAAACAAGACAAAAAGUAUUGGUGAUCCCUUUUGUAAAGGCACAUCAGCCUUCCCCAUCAAUUUUUUUUUUGGCUUCUGGGAAGGAGCAAAAGGGAUCAGUUAAAUCUUCCAGGAUCUAAUGCCUCAUAUUGAGGUGCUUGAUUUUUCAUAACUGGGAUACAGCUGUGGGGAACCUUGCAGCUCCCACAUCCUGGAAGACUGCUGCUGUGACAUUUCCCUCUAGGGAGCAGCUUAAAGCAAAUAUAAAUGUGAUUUCCUCCAUGAUUUAUAUGCAGUCGGCUCUCCACAUGAGUGGAUUUAACUUGCGGGAUUAUUUGGAAGUUGACCAUAGCUAGAGAUUCCUAGUGAAAACAUUUCUCUGGGGUCCUUCAGCACAAGGCUAUAGUCAGUGCCUGAUGGAUGUUGACAUUAAAGUCAUGAUAGAAGACCUAGAGCAGUUGUUCUCAAC